Molecule: messenger RNA, 1263 nt
Organism: Penicillium cinerascens
Lineage: Eukaryota; Fungi; Ascomycota; Eurotiomycetes; Eurotiales; Aspergillaceae
Exons: 3
Coding region: 1-1263 (420 amino acids)
Source: RefSeq, a predicted model, not a curated record
AUGCAACUUCCCCCGCUCGCCGUUAUGGCCCAAUGGCCAACGCCAAACUACAUUGACCCUCCGACUCGCGGCCAUGGCGCUCUGGUGGUGAACGUGGUCUGCAUUUCACUGGCGUUUGUGGUGGUGAUGCUCCGUCUAUAUACUCGACUUCGAAUUACAUGCAGCACCGGUGUGGACGAUUUACUCAUCGUGAUCGGUCUCGCCUUUGCCAUCGGAAUGGUGGUCGUUACCUCGCUCGCUACGGAGAAUUUUGGCUGGAAUCGACACAUUUGGGACAUUCCGAUCCCUUGGCUGCCCACCGUGCAGAAACUCAAUCUCAGUUUCCAAAUUUUGUUCUCCAUGUCGUCCAGUACUACCAAGAUCUCCUUGCUGUGGUUCUGUCGACGACUUCUCGGUGCCGGAAAGGGCAACUUUAAGGUGUAUAACUGGGCCUUCAUUGUCUCGAUGAUCUUCGUUGCACUUUCUUGCAUUACGUUCACCCUGAUCAGUAUCUUCCAAUGCUCACCCAUUAAAGCCUAUUGGGAAAUUGAGCCCACGUACCACUACAAGUGCUUGAACGACCCAGCCAUUGUCUUCUCGGCCAGUGUGAUCAACAUCUUCACCGAUUUCAUCGCCACUGCAAUCCCGAUGCCUCUGAUCUGGAGUCUGAAGCUUCCUACCCGCCAGCGUCUCGCUGUUAUCUCCAUCUUUGGUUUGGGUAUCAUUGUCAACGUAGCAGGCUCUGUGCGCACCGUUUUCGUGUGGAAGAGUAUGGUUGCCAGCUACGACGUUACAUGGGUUGGAUGGCCAGUCCUGGUCGCCGCUGCAGUGGAGAUUUGCCUGGGCUUGAUCUGCUCUUCAGCACCAGCCCUCCGCCCACUGAUCGCAGCUUUCCUGCCGCACCUGCUCCAAUCCACACGCAACAUCAGCUACAACUAUAACCAGCGAAGUCGCUCCCAGAAGCUCUGGUCAUCAAUCGGCCGCUCACGGAACUCCCAUCACCCCAUUACCAACGACUCCCGACAACGCGACAACGAAAGCGACCGGUUCGAGAUCAUGCGGACUGUUGAGAUGGAAACCUGGACCGAGUCCAGGCUCGCCCACCACAACGACAUGGGCAAUACCUACAAUAUCUCGCACGACAACCUUCGCGCCGUCUCUCCCGAGAGUGCCAUCGACUUGAAGCAUAACGGCGUGAUCAUCACUUCUGCGGCGAGUUCCAAGUCUUCUGCUUCUACACCGCGCGAGAGCGAAUGGCCUCUCGGGAAUGGACACCCUCGCUGA